Messenger RNA from Phacochoerus africanus (Common warthog), 2099 nucleotides. RefSeq names its product ZW10 interacting kinetochore protein (gene ZWINT). Lineage: Eukaryota; Metazoa; Chordata; Mammalia; Artiodactyla; Suidae. Gene Ontology annotation, cellular component: nuclear body; kinetochore; cytosol. The coding region runs from base 111 to 995 and encodes 294 amino acids. Gene Ontology annotation, biological process: establishment of localization in cell; mitotic sister chromatid segregation; mitotic cell cycle checkpoint signaling. The transcript is spliced from 9 exons. The record is from RefSeq and is a predicted model, not a curated record.
AGUCCUUGAUUCCCACCCACUGACCGGACAUCCAAUUGUCAGCCCCGGCGCGCAGUCUGCGGGGAUCCAAAGUGGACGGAGGAUUCAGCCGAAGCACUGAACGGGGAAGGAUGGAGGCGGCGGAGACCAAAGCGGAGGCUGCAGCCCGAGAGGCCUUGGCCAAGGUGGCAGACAUCCUGGAACCUACAGGUCUUCAGGAGGAGGCAGAACUGCCCGCCCAGAUCCUGGCUGAGUUUGUGAUGGACUCUCGGAAGAAAGACAAGCUCCUCUGCAGCCAGCUACAAGUAGUAGACUUCCUACAGAACUUCUUGAUCCAGGAAGACACUGUACAGGGCUUGGACCCCUUGGCUUCUGAAGACACAAGCCGAAAGAGAGCAAUUGAAGCCAAAGAGCAAUGGAAAGAGCUGAAGGCCACCUACCAGGAGCAUGUGGAGGCCAUCACAAGUGCCUUGACCCAGGCACUGCCCAAGAUGGAGGAGGCCCAAAAGAAGCAAGCACAGCUGCAAGAGACCCUUGAACAGCUCCAGGCCAAGAAGCAAGUAGCUGUGGAAAAACUCAGAAUAGCCCAGAAGCAGUGGCAGCUGCAACAGGAGAAGCAUCUGCAGCACCUGACAAAGGUUUCUGCAGAGGUGAAGGAACGUCAGAUGGGAACUCAGCAGGAGUUUGAACGUCUGUAUCAGGAACUUGGAGCCCUGAAGCAACAGGCAAGGCAGGAGCAGGACAAACUGCAGAGGCAUCAGACUUUCCUCCAGCUGCUUUACACCCUACAGGGUAAGCUGCUGUUCUCUGAGGCUGAGGCGGAGGCACAGAUACCACAAGAACUGAACCUUCCUAAGGAUAAGCCCCUGCAGCUGACCCAACCCCAGGAACAGAACCCUCAGGACAUCAUGGGAAGAGAUGGAAGUGUGUCCUCUAAGGUCGACAGCCCCCAGCCCGUUGGAGAUGCAAGCUUACCAUGGCUUCCUGGGGCACAGCAACAUGGGGAAGGAUCCUAGAGCAGGUCAGAAUCCAGCUCAGGCCAUGGUGUCCUUGGACUUCAGGUAUGAAGUAAGAUAGAUACGGUUUUUUGAGGGCCUGCAUCAUUACUGGUUGAGGGGGGCUCAGAGAGGAUUGAGGAUACUCCAUCAGUGAGUACACAUGCCAAGAAAGGCUUCCUCAAUCAACCUAUCCCCCCUCCCUCCCACAUGGUCCCUGCUAUAUAUAGCCUUCUGGCAAUCACAUAUCCAGUCUCAUUUUUCCUCCUACUGGGUGGGCCCCCUUAUCCCUACAAUCUGGUUUCCUUUCUGGUCUCAUAUACCCCAAAAUGUCUGCAUAUAUUUAUCUACCCACCCUGGGAAACUGCCUGUGGUUUGGGAUGGUGUGGAGUUUCUGUGUCUUUGCACAUACUAUAGCUAAAUGAAAAGUCAGCAGGGAAAAGAAGACACUCACAUGGAGCCCACCAGGCUGGGGCAGAAGAAUAAUAUCCUGAGAUACUCUAAGCCAGGGGACUGGGCAAGGAGUUUGGAUGGUACAGCAAACUUCUGGGAACCAGAUUUCUCUCAAGGAGUAUGGAAUACAUCCACACACACUGAGGCCGAAAAGGAGGGGAGGCUUGAGCAUCUGUAAUGUUCAGAGCCCUUGAAUUGACUGUGGCUGAAGCAUCAAGAUGGCCAGAAUCAUCUUGACUGACAAGCUCAGGAAUUGGGAUUUGCUUUCAGGUAGAAGCUGGACUUAAGCUUCAAGCUGUUCUCAGCCCUCUCUUAGGAUUCCCUAAAGACUUUCCUUGUUCACUGAUACUUGCCUAAGGUAGACAUGUGCAAAGAGGGAAAAUAUCCCUGGGAAAUUGUGAUCUCUUACACAAAGACAUGGAGAUUUAUGAGUCCACAGAAAUUGCUGAAAGGCCCUGCUGCCUUCUGGAGAUUUUUCCUCUUCCCCUUUCCAUUGAAAGAAGGGACACCAAAACCAGGGAAGAGCAGAAAGGAGCAGGGACUAGGCAGUGAAUCAGCACAGUCCACACACUGUUACUCUGUCUUGACCAGAAGUCGUCUUGAUAACUUAAAGUGAAGAUUAAGCUUACUCUAUUAAACAUAUAGGAAAGCUUUCUUUUUCUCUUCUCUGUA